This is a messenger RNA of Phycomyces blakesleeanus NRRL 1555(-), 627 nucleotides long. RefSeq lists its product as hypothetical. Bases 1 to 627 code for a protein of 208 amino acids. The record is from RefSeq and is a predicted model, not a curated record. Lineage: Eukaryota; Fungi; Mucoromycota; Mucoromycetes; Mucorales; Phycomycetaceae. The transcript is spliced from 5 exons.
AUGCAGUUAAAAGAGGUUUCGAUCCCGCAAUCUUUGGCUGUGGGUACCAAUGCAUUUCUCGUCAAUAUCUUUGCAGACAGCCUUUGUGUACCCGAUCGUAAAACAACCAUAGCAGAGCCCAUUGACAGGGACACUGUUAUCCAUAUGGAGAUUGAAAUACCAUUUAGUAUUCACUCAAAACUAUUUGGAGAGAAACGGCUGUCCAUGAUAUAUACAAUUCAAGCAAAAAAUAAGCCCUCAGUCAUACCUUCGUGUCCCUAUAAGCUGCUCAACGCUUUAAAAAUCGACACCAAUAAACGGGGGUACUCAGCCAGAUUGAUCGAUCAAAUUUUGAAUUCAGAACGCCAUAUUAUUGGACUACAAUUACUGGUAGAGUCUUUAUCAGCAAGUGCAGACGAACUUAUUAAAGAUAUUUUAGAAGUAAUCAAAAAAGAAGUUAAUAUAAAGUUGGAGCAGAUGACUGCUGCGAAGGAGCUUAAACAAAUACUUAAAGCCAAUAAAUACAUACACAAGGUUGACAAUGUAUUGCCAGAUGUUGAACAAGCCCAACGAUCAAGAUUUCAGGCUCGAGUAUCAUAUACCUGCAUAUGUAUUUGUUUCAAUAACUACUUUAUGCUGUUUCUAUAG